AUGGCUACUGGUACUACUGUCGUUGGGGGAUUCCGAGGUGUUGCGAAGCGUGCCGCUUUCGGUGACAUGACCAACAUGCCCAAGACCAUCGGCCGCGACGAGGGGAAGAUGGUAAAGCUGCAGGCAGUAGCGGGCGUUUCGACUGCUACCUUUGUCAACAAGGAGAAUGCUCCUUACAAUGUCAAUGGCAAAGAUUCCUUCACUCGCCCGGCACAAAGAUCGUCCAACGGACACUCGAACAAACCCAAAGUGCUGGUCGCACCCGAUGCUGGCAAAAAGGCGGCGACUGGUGCUGCCCAGGAGGUGAAUACUGCUGCAUCGACUGCUGUUGGUGCCAACGGCUCGCGUCCCAUUGCCGUUGCACGACCUCGAACUGCAAAUGCAUCGGAUGGCGAGGUGAUUCUUUCUUCAUUCCGCGGCUCCUUUGACGUCGCUCCUUUGCAACCGCGACAUCACAAGAGCCAACCUCAGCUGAAGCUGCAGAACCAGCCCAUGCUUCGAAGAACACAGAGUAAGCAGCUUGAGAGGAUUGAUUUGACGUCUGACAAGCCAGCAAGGGCAUCAGGUUCGGACUUGAUUGGCAUGUCUUCGCGAAUUGUUGAGGAACAAGUUUGCGCUGAUCUUGCGUACUCUGCUGCGGAGCAUCAACCGAUUGGGCAAGUGAAUCACGCUGCCGUUGACGGAUACGUUGAGCUGCCUCCUUCAAAACUCUCACACAUCUCUGAGGAGCCUCAGCACAUUCCCGUCCCUUCUAGAGAAACACACACCCAAGCACUUUCAGAAGUCGAGGAAUACUGGGACGAGGAAGAAGACGAUGAUUACGACGACCAAGACCAAGCCUACACCACUGCACACUCCUUCCGAUCCCAAAACCUGACCACUGGUGGCGUAACAACCGUCCUUGCUCCUCGCGUGUCUGCCAAAGUGCAGCGUGAGCUGGAAGAGGCCAAGCUUGAAGUUCAACAGACUCGCUCGCUGGACGAUAUUGAGGAGGAAAUGUGGGACGUCAGCAUGGUUGCUGAAUAUGGGGAGGAAAUUUUUGAGUAUAUGCGAGAGCUGGAGAUCAAAAUGCUGCCCAAUCCGCAUUACAUGGAAAUGCAAACCGAAAUCCAGUGGUCGAUGCGAUCCGUACUGAUGGACUGGCUCGUCCAAGUUCACAACCGAUUUAGCCUACUGCCCGAGACGCUGUUCCUCACCGUCAACUAUAUUGACCGGUUUCUUUCGUGCAAGAUUGUCUCCAUUGGCAAGCUGCAGCUGGUUGGCGCUACUGCCAUCCUUGUAGCCUCAAAAUACGAAGAAAUAAAUUGCCCAUCUCUGGAUGAGAUUGUCUACAUGGUGGAUGGCGGCUACACCACCGAGGAAAUUCUCAAGGCUGAACGCUUCAUGUUGAGCAUGCUCAGUUUCGAGCUUGGUUGGCCAGGGCCCAUGAGCUUCCUGCGGCGUGUUAGCAAAGCCGACGACUACGACCUCGACACUCGCACACUGGCAAAAUAUUUCCUUGAGCUAACCAUUAUGGAUGAGCGGUUUGUAGCCUCACCUCCCAGCUUUUUGGCAGCUGGAGCGCACUGCUUGUCCCGAUUGGUGUUGAAGAAGGGCGAUUGGACCAAGGCACAUGUCCACUAUUCUGGAUAUACCUGGACUCAACUGAAGCCUUUGGUAACGAUGAUGAUUGAGUGUUGCGAGCAACCGGCGCUCCACCACGGCGCCGUUUUUGAGAAAUAUCAGGAGAAGAGAUUCAAGGAGGCUGCGACUGUUGUUCAGCACGCAUUGGAUGCCGGCUUUACCCUGCCGCACCACGCUGCCCCCAUUCGCGCAAUGCGCGGGCAGACUGAGGAGUUGGCAGAUCCACUUCAGUACUCAAGCAACUUUCUAGUUUCCACCGAAAGCUAA
Molecule: messenger RNA, 1890 nt
Organism: Pochonia chlamydosporia 170
Lineage: Eukaryota; Fungi; Ascomycota; Sordariomycetes; Hypocreales; Clavicipitaceae
Product: G2/mitotic-specific cyclin cdc13
Exons: 3
Coding region: 1-1890 (629 amino acids)
Biological process (GO): mitotic cell cycle phase transition; regulation of cyclin-dependent protein serine/threonine kinase activity
Cellular component (GO): centrosome; cytoplasm; cyclin-dependent protein kinase holoenzyme complex
Molecular function (GO): cyclin-dependent protein serine/threonine kinase regulator activity
Source: RefSeq, a predicted model, not a curated record